AUGGCCUAUUAUUCAGGUGCAAGAAAGUGGCUCGUCCAAGACACAUGCCUAUUUUCUUCCUGUGUGAACUGCAUUCGUGAUGGUGAUAAACUUAUAAAGAAGGUUGCAACACUCCUACUUACGAAAAUAUUGAUGCAAGAGGAAGGGCUACGAAGUUGUUAUUCUCGCCCUGGUUGUCUUCGGUCAGUGAUGGAAGUCUUGCGUCAACUUGUAGAAGAAACAUUUAUUAAUGAAACCCCUUUUUCACAGCACCUAAAAUAUGUUAUUCGAUGCUUCCUAAGUCUUCCGCGAGUAGGAUGGAUACCCAGGGUAAAACAGUGGGUUCCUCAACAACUAUUUGACAAUGCUACUUUUCACGCUAUUAUUCAUCUAGAUCCAGAGAUUCAAAAUAUGUUGUAUCAGUUAGUAUCGAAUCCUAAUACUAAUCCACAACAAUUGCUCGGAUGA
Molecule: messenger RNA, 447 nt
Organism: Solanum lycopersicum (tomato)
Lineage: Eukaryota; Viridiplantae; Streptophyta; Magnoliopsida; Solanales; Solanaceae
Source: RefSeq, a predicted model, not a curated record